AUGGAUCUUUUUCUGGCUAGUCGAUAUAAAGUAUUAUUUGUUAAGUUUGUAAUUGCUGCUUCUCUAAAGCCACAUAUUCCACGUCCGAUUUGGAACUACGUAGUGAACGUUUCACCUGUCAAAUUAUUGCUCGAUUUUAUAGCAGACAAACAGAUAUAUAUGGCUUUGGAUGGUGGUCCAGAUUCGAUGCUUGCAGUCAGCAAAAAAUAUCAACCAGUUUCGGCACAAUUGGAAUCCUGCUUAAAACAUUUAGAAAAUUUGGGGUUGGAUCAUAAUGUUGAAGAUAAAUUAGUUCGUUUCGAGGACACGAUAAUUAAAAUGAUUGAUUUUCGUACCAGUUUGGGUGCUAACUUGAACCGAAAACUCGGUGUUAUUGAUUUGGCAAAAAUGGAUGUGAAAUUACAUUCAUUCGAUCUUAGCAGUGAUCCAAAAACGGCAUGUGUGAAGACAGUUAGUGCAAAUGGCGAUUAUCCUGCGGAAUGGAGAAAUAUUUAUGAUGAUGUUAAUACUCUGACAUCAAAUAUUAGUGAACCUUCGGGUUCUCUCCUUACUUCCGAAACACGAGAAUCCCCCGAAUAUACUUUCUCAACAUCUUUCUCACAUCUUGGGAUUGAACACAAUUUUGCUGCACGUUCGUCCGUUUGUAAAAUAAUGCUGUCGGAGCUACUAACUCAUAAAAGAGAACGUUAUGCAAAGCGUCAACGACUUCAUCCUAUUCUCUAUUCUGGAAGUUCUUCUGCUAAUUCUAACUCCUCACUACCGUUACCAUCAAUACGUCUUGGUAGCAAUUUAGUUUCCCAUCUACAUGAACAUCAAGCAGCUGUUAAUAAGUUAGCACAAAAUCCAAAUGGUUGUUAUUUUGCAAGCGCUGGAGCUGAUGGACUUGUGAAACUAUGGUCACUGAAUCGAAUACAGGGAGAUUUGAGUAUGAUUGUCCGUGCCGAUGCUACAUUCACCUAUAGCGGUCACGAAAUCAGUUCAGUGCAAUUCUUGGGACGAACAGGAUCUCAUCUGGCCAUUGCAAGUGAGGAUUGUCGUAUUAGUGUUAUCGAUUCUGAACGAAUGCAGCUUUUAACAAAGAUUAGUUUCGAUAAAGAGGGAGAAGGUCCACCAGUGGAUAUCAUUGCCGUUGAUAAUCUUCUCUAUGUUCUAACUCAUCACAGUAACAUUUUCUGCCUUGAUUGCAGUCCAACAGAAACUUUCUACCCUAAUAUUAGGAUACCAACGUAUGAGAGGGCAGUUUUGGGCAGUAAGCCUAAAGUAAUUUGGCGACAUCGAAUCAAAAAUGAAUACGGUUUGCUAACAUCAUUUUGUAUCGAUCCAGUAAGUCAAAAUUGGAUGUGUCUUACAUCAACUAGUCGUUAUAUUAUUCUAUGGGAUCUAAGGUUCGGAGUUGAAGUGAAUAGUUGGCCACAUCCAAGCGAUGCAUGCAGGAUCAUGCGUUGUUGGCCAGCGUAUCCGACAGUCAAUGAGCAUGCUGGUAGUUCUUGUGCAGAAAUUUGGACAGCAUCAUCGUGUGCAUUCGAACUAUCUCGUUGGAAAUUGGAAACAGCCCAAAGAACACACGUUAUAUGGCCCUCUCCAAGCAAACUUUUCCAGUAUUCCAUGAAAGAUAAGCAUGUGACAUCAGCAUUGGCCACUUGUCCCUUGACGGGUCGUAUUUUCACAGGUGACAGUUUGGGUGCCAUACGAUCGUAUAAUUUAUCGGAUCCAAAUGAAUGUUUUUACCUUUCCGGAUCACUGCGACGAACGACAGAAGCCGUUUCUUCGUCAUUGUCCGAGCAUUUCGCUUCCAUUCGUUACAGUAAAUCCGUAAUCGAUACGAUAGAAGUUUUGAGUGAAACAGUUAUGGGUAGAACUGCCGAACCGCUCUAUGCUGUAAAUCCACUUGAAGUGCAGGCAUGA
Molecule: messenger RNA, 1905 nt
Organism: Acanthocheilonema viteae
Lineage: Eukaryota; Metazoa; Nematoda; Chromadorea; Rhabditida; Onchocercidae
Source: the annotation of a GenBank genome assembly